CCAAAUUCUAGGAGCACCCCCCUUCCGUCCGUCGCAGGCUUUAAUGGUCGCCUAGCGCCAGCUCGUCGGAAUCCGGGAGUCAGCUUCUCCACUUCCCUCCGCCUCUCUCGCUCGCUCGCUCUCCACCCACAUCGCCAACAGCCAACACCGCCUCCGCCGCCGCCGCGGCGGCCCGUCUGACGUCUGUGCAAGGUGAAUGCGUCGGCUCCUCUUGGGGCUUGUGUUCUGAUGGUGGGGGUGGAGCCGCCGGCGCCGCCCUCGCGGACGCCCAUCGCCGCGCGGCUGGCGGCCCGCGGGGUCAGGCCGAGGAGGGUCUCCGCCAGGCGCUCCUGGCCGCCCGGCUGCGGCCGCUUCCGCGCUGCUCCGCCUGCCCCCGAGGCCGGCGACGGCGAGAGGGGCGCCACCAAUGGCGUCAUCCAGGGCAGAGUGGAGGAGGCGGCCAGUCACGCGGGCGUUGCCUCGGCGGCGGCCCGGCCUCAACCGGAUACUGAAGGGUUGGCGGAGAGGACGAAGGAGGUUGGAGAUGCAAUCGACGCCGUCGUUGUUUCAUCGGCAGCGUGCAACGGCGACCUCCCUCACGCCCCGCCUCAGCCGGAGACGAUGCCAGAGGAGAGGAAGGAGGGCAGAGAGACACACAUGGACAGGGCCGGUGUUUCCCCCGUGGUGUGCAACGGUGACCUCCCGCACGCCCUGCCUCAGCCGGAGACCGAGGGGAUGGUGCAGAUGAGGAAGGAGGGUGGAGAGGCACACAUGGAUACUGCCGAUGUUCCCUCUGUGGCAAGUAACAGAGAUCUUCCACACACGCCGCUUCAGCCGGAGACCAUGGUGGUGGUGAGGAAGGAAGGUGGAGAGGCGCAAUCGUCCAGCGGUGGCGAUGCCCGCGGUCAGGCAGAAAGCAGCGCGAUCGAGGUGAUGCCGCUGGCGUUUGCUGCCCCGAAGAGUUUUGCUGUUGCUGCUGCCAAUGGUUCCGUCGAGAAUGGGGGAGAUGGGGCUGAGUCAUUGCUGAUGGAGGGGAACAGAGGCCUGGGGAGUGGUCGAUUGGUCAGGGAGGAGGAUGUGGCUGGCAAUGGCAAUGGCAGUGUGAUGGAAAACAGAACGGGUAAUGGUGAAUUGGAGAGAAAAGAGGAUGGGCAUGAUACAGUGAGAAAGAAGAGGUGGUUGAUGUCUGCUGUAAAUCCCCCUCCCAAGAGGAGGGCCAUCUCAGCUGUACGCAAUUUUCCACCUGGCUGUGGGAGGGAUGCUGUUACUGGAACUGGCAGCAGAGUUGAGGAAGGGUCAGUAUUGGAAGCCACGCCUAUCAGUUUCGCUACAAGGGGCGCCUCUGUAGUGGAUGCCUUGACCACGGCUCCAGUUUCAGGUCAUGGUGCUUCCUCGAUGGUCGUGAGAGAUGCUUCCAGUGAGGAGGUGCAAGGCAAAAGAGCAGAGGUUGUAGGAGCGGGUGAUGGUGAGGUGAGAGGCAAAUUCGAUGGAAGCUUGCGGAAAGGUACUCCUAAGACUUAUGUGAGAAGUCGUUUUGUUGAUGCAAAGACAAAGGGCAAGCGACCAAAGAAUGUCGCAAUGAAUGAUACAUUGCGAGAUGAUGUUGGGGUCUCUGGAGACGGCACGCUGAAAAACAGGAAUUCAAGAGAUGAUGUGCGCUCAAAUAGUAACACGAAGCAUGGCGUUGUGAAGUUGAAGAGUUAUGGCAUAGGCAAGGACUCUUUGAUCAGCUCUUCUAAGGAGUCCAAGUGUGGAAAUCAUGAUAUGACCAAUCAAAGUGAAGAAACCGAUGAUUUGACCUUAAUUAGUGACAAGCUAAUCGUACAAGCAUUGAUGGCUCCAGACAAAUGCCCAUGGACAAAAGGAAGGAAGUCUAAUGCUAGUGCUUCCAACUCUCUUACUCCUAGGAACAAGUCUCUUCCUCCUAAGAAACCAAAGAAAAAGGACGCUACUCCAAGGAAAGAAUUGCCCCCCAAAGUGACACCUUCUACAUCGGCCGUGCAUGAGAAAAUUGAGCAUGGAGAGUACUCUUGCUUGGAAGAUGAUGACAACCCUAUGGCAUUAGUUGUCCCUGAAAGGAAAGAAUUGUGUGUCACUCUCCCUCCUUGUGCUCCUUUUGGGGACCAAAGUGUUGAUGCUCGAAGCAAAGUUAGGAAGUUGCUCAAGUUGUUCCAGUUGAUAUGUCGGAAGCUUAUGCAAGCCGAGGAACAACAAUUACGUAAUGUUGGAAGGAUUGACCUUGAGGCCGUUGAAGUUCUAAAGAAGUAUGAUGGAUAUUCUAAAUCUGAUGCUAUCCUGGGCAAUGUUCCCGGUGUUGUUGUUGGUGAUGAAUUUCAUUUUAGAGUUGAGUUGUCGAUAGUUGGACUACAUAGGAUAUACCAAGGUGGCAUUGACUCCGCCAUUGUGGAUGGUACCCGCAUUGCAAUAAGCAUUGUCGCUUCCGGUGGGUAUCCCGAUGAGUUGUCUAGCUCGGACGAGUUAAUAUAUACCGGCUCCGGAGGUAAAGCCACCGGCAAGAAGGAGGCAGAGGAUCAAAAGCUUAAGGGUGGUAAUCUUGCCUUGAAGAAUUGCAUCAAAACUAAGACUCCGGUCCGAGUGAUUCAUGGGUUCAAAGGUCAAAGUAGAAGUGAAGUUGGGCAUUCUAAAUCCAAGCAAAUAUCGACAUACACUUAUGAUGGGUUAUAUGUGGUGAUGGAUUGUUGGCAAGAAGGAGCAAGUGGCUCGAUGGUCUUCAAGUACAAGUUAAAAAGGAUCCCGGGUCAACCUGAAUUAGCUUUACACAGAGUCAAGGAAACAAGGAUGUCUAAAGUUCGUAAAGGUCUUCGCUGUCCUGAUAUAUCUCUAGAGAAAGAAAGGAUUCCCAUAUGUGUGAUCAACACAAUUGAUGACGCGCAGCCAACACCAUUUGAGUAUAUCACCAAAGUCAUAUAUCCACCGUCGUAUGCAAAAGAACCUCCGCAAGGCUGUGAUUGCACCGACGGUUGCUCGGACUCUAGUAGAUGUGCUUGUGCAGUGAAGAAUGGAGGAGAAAUCCCAUUCAAUUUUAAUGGUGCAAUUGUUCACGCAAAGCCGCUCAUAUAUGAGUGUGGCCCAUCUUGCAGGUGCCCUCCAACAUGCCACAAUAGGGCGAGCCAGCAUGGUAUCAAAAUUCCGCUGGAAAUAUUCAAGACUGGGGAGACAGGUUGGGGUGUAAGAUCUCUCAGUUCUAUCUCUUCAGGCAGUUUCAUAUGCGAGUAUGCAGGUGAGCUAUUGCAAGACACAGAAGCUGAAAAGAGAGAGAACGAUGAGUACCUGUUUGAUAUUGGUCAUAACUACGAUGAUGAAGAACUUUGGAAGGGGCUUCCAUCGAUGAUUCCAGGUUUAGAAUCUUCUACCUCUGAGACAAUGGAGGAGACUGUGGGCUUCACAAUAGAUGCUGCAAAGUGCGGUAACAUCGGAAGAUUCAUCAACCAUAGCUGCUCCCCAAACCUGUAUGCCCAAAAUGUCCUCUGGGACCAUGAUGACAAGAGGAUGCCGCACAUUAUGUUUUUUGCUGCUGAGAACAUUCCUCCGCUUCAAGAGCUGACUUACCACUACAAUUAUACAAUAGGUCAAGUCCGUGACAAGAAUGGUGUGGAGAAGGUAAAGGAGUGCUUGUGUGGUUCCGCUGAUUGCUGUCACAGGCUUUACUAAGUUAUUGGUUUUCGGUGACUGGCGAUGUUAAUGUUCGUAUCCGAUGGAAAUCAGUCCUAUAAUGGCAGUGCUCACUCGCUUUACCUCUGGUGACCUUGCACUCGCUGACGACAUGUAGUGUUUAUUUUCUGUGCCAGUUGAACUAUUAUUUGUUACUGCAUUUUGAAGAACAUAUAAACUCCAAUAGCUGACCCUUUUUGGGUGUUUGGGAGACUUUGAAAGAGUAGUAUGAAGUGUCCAGAAUCAAGCAUUUUGGCGUUGCACAUUCUCCUCUUGAAAUCUUCACAUGGACCUGGAGGAUACAAAUAUGCAAUGAUUAGCUUGUAUGGAGCUUUGCACUGAACAUGCUACUAGUAGUAGGACUAAAGAUGGUGGCUACAAGUGCUCGGAGCUGUGUCGUCUUCCAGUUGCGAUGCCGGGGACAGACUGAAUGAUAAAUUGCUUCUGCACAAGGACUGCCCUGCAUCAUUUUGCUCAACUGUGGAUCGCAAGGCUGUAGCAAGCUGCCGAUAGAAGUUGUGGGUUCAUGCCCCUUUUUUUGUCUUUAUAAAAAUGAAUUUUGUGGAUCCAAUAGUGAGCUGCCCUGUCUUAAAGAGUUGCAGCUCUUCCUGCAUGUAAAGUUUUCAGUGUUGGUUUGGACCAUCAGAUAGACUUGCUGGAGUUGUUUCUCAGAUGCUACCAUGCAACUUCAGGAAAUAUAGAACAUUCCUACUAUUCCCACA
Molecule: messenger RNA, 4373 nt
Organism: Triticum dicoccoides
Lineage: Eukaryota; Viridiplantae; Streptophyta; Magnoliopsida; Poales; Poaceae
Product: histone-lysine N-methyltransferase, H3 lysine-9 specific SUVH4-like
Exons: 4
Coding region: 229-3651 (1140 amino acids)
Cellular component (GO): nucleus
Molecular function (GO): double-stranded DNA binding; zinc ion binding; histone methyltransferase activity
Source: RefSeq, a predicted model, not a curated record